Oncorhynchus masou masou (cherry salmon) is the source of this 1088-nucleotide messenger RNA. RefSeq names its product OX-2 membrane glycoprotein-like. The transcript is spliced from 4 exons. Gene Ontology annotation, cellular component: axon; cell surface; neuronal cell body. NCBI's taxonomy places the organism in Eukaryota, Metazoa, Chordata, Actinopteri, Salmoniformes, Salmonidae. Bases 43 to 891 code for a protein of 282 amino acids. The record is from RefSeq and is a predicted model, not a curated record. Gene Ontology annotation, biological process: heterotypic cell-cell adhesion; negative regulation of neuroinflammatory response. Gene Ontology annotation, molecular function: cell-cell adhesion mediator activity.
CGCCAGAAACAGAAUGAUCUUGUUAUCAUUCACCCGCUGAGAAUGAACACUUACCUAAUUAUCUUAUGCGUGCUGUCUGAAGCCGUCUCUGUCAACGUCGUAGCCAGAGGAGACACCAGGGUUGACUUCAAUGCCGACGCAUCAUAUACCUGCACUCAUGCGGACCCGACAGGUGUGCUGCAAGUCACCUGGCAGAGGCUGUUCAAAGACGACUCGGUGGAGAAUCUGGCCACCUACAGCAAGCGGUUUGGAGCUCAAAUCAUAGACCCGCACCGAGGCAAGGUGGUUUUCACGGAGGCAUCUCUCAACUCAACGUCUAUUACCGUGAAGAACGUAACAUGGGCAGACGAAGCCUGCUAUAUUUGUUCCUUCAAUGUUUACCCGAGUGGUUCAAUACGCAAGCAGAUUUGUCUUACCGUUCAAGGUUUAUCUGAAGUGAGAGCCACAAUGCAAAAAGUCCCCAGCACUGAACCUAAAGCAGACAUGGAAGUUGUGGUCAGCUGCUCUGCCACGGGUAAACCAGCACCUUGGAUCCAAUGGAACUUAUCUGCUGCAGCACUCAUAAAGACACCUAACAACUGGACUGUCAUUAACAAAGACCAAACUGUCACAGCCAAUAGCAACAUCACCCUCCAACUGUUGCCAGGCUCCGGGGGAUACGUGGACUGUAUCAUAAACAAUGGGAUGAGGACACAGAGACACGAGCGGGUCCUGCUUCCUAUUCUCCCUGGAGAGAGGGAGGUUGAAGAGGAUGACAAGAGGACAUCCCCGUGGGCGGUUGGCAUCCCAGUGUUCCUAAUCAUCUCCCUUUUAGUCAUCUGCGGCAGCGUCCUGCUUCAACAGAGAAAAGGUGAGUCAGCACAAGAUUAUCUGAUGUCCCUUUGUCAGUGAAUCAACCCACUCAGAUGACACACCCCUUCAAGGGACGGCAUGAGAGAGCCCCAGUAAGCCAGUGACUCAGCCCCUGUAAUAGGGUUAGAGGCAGAGAAUCCGAGUGGAAAGAGGGGAACCGGCCAGGCAGAGACAGCAAGGGCGGUUCGUUGCUCCAGAGCCUUUCCGUUCACCUUCCCACUCCUGGGCCAGACUAC